Messenger RNA from Humulus lupulus (European hop), 1465 nucleotides. RefSeq names its product 4,5-DOPA dioxygenase extradiol-like. The record is from RefSeq and is a predicted model, not a curated record. Bases 216 to 773 code for a protein of 185 amino acids. Gene Ontology annotation, molecular function: oxidoreductase activity; ferrous iron binding. The transcript has a single exon. NCBI's taxonomy places the organism in Eukaryota, Viridiplantae, Streptophyta, Magnoliopsida, Rosales, Cannabaceae.
UAUUAUGUUCUAUCAAAAGUCAAAACCAACUCAAUUAUUAUUAGAAUUAAAACAUCAUUCGCAAUAUUUAAGAAAAUACAAUCACAGAACAAAAAACACAACCAUAUCAAUAUCAAUAUGAUGAUGAUGAUGAUGAAAGAAACGUUCUUCAUCUCCCACGGAUCGCCGACUCUGUCCAUCGACGACAACCUUCCGGCGAGGCAGUUUCUGCAGACAUGGAAGGAGAGCGUCUUCCCCACCACACCCACUUCCAUUCUGGUCAUAUCAGCCCACUGGGAGACCUCUGUUCCCACCCUCAACUUUCUCGACUUCUAUGGCUUUCCCCAGUCCAUGUACCAGGUCACUAUAACAUGGGCAAGGCAUUGGCUCCUCUCAAGGACGAAGGUGUUCUCAUCAUUGGCUCAGGAAGUGCCACUCACAACUUGAGAGCCCUCAAGCCCCAGGAGGAUGCUGUGGUUCCUUGGGCGUUGGAGUUCGAUACCUGGCUCAAAGGUGCGUUGCUUCAAGGAAGGUAUGAGGAUGUGAUAAAGUAUGAGGAGAAAGCUCCCCUCGGCCUGAGCAUUUCUACCCUUUGCAUGUGGCCUGAGCAUGCAAAACAGCCCACCCUCGGCAUGAGCAUUUCUACCCUUUGCAUGUGGCCAUGGGCGCAGCUGGUGAUGAUGCCAAGGCCAACCUCAUACACCAUAGCUGGAGUCGAUUUCAAGUUAUCCAAGUCUGUCUCUUUCGAAACUCAACAUAAAGAAGGAGCUAGGAGCUGUUAUGAAUGGUGUUGAGAUGUGUAAGAAGCAAGUGGACAAGAUUAUAUCAGAAGUAGGCGAUUUGAACAGACGUUUGGUUUUGGAAAAGGCUAGAGACGAAGAGCUGUUGCAGGAAUAUCAGACAACAACAAGAGUUUGGAUUGCUGCACAGUGGAUCAUCUUAAAUGAUGAGUUUAGUAAUGUCAAAUAUCAUUUUCUAGACCUUUGAUGUGAUAAACUCUUUGUGGAGUUCUGAUAUUCCUUUCAAUUUCUUUUAUUAAUGUUUUGGUUCCCAUUAGUUUGCUUCAAUUUAGACUUCUGAAUUUCUAUCCAUGAUAUGACUUGUAGCUUUUCUUGUUUUCUUUUCUGCUCUGCUUUUUCUUUCUUUGGUUUUUGCUAAGGUAAAAUAUUUCACCUCACUACCAGUUCACUACUCCAACUCCCUAGAAUUAUGCCACUUUAAGUCCUCAAUGUAAGAUAGAAACCAACCGAUGGAACGUGCUCCUUAGAAGUCCUAAUUCAGUGGAAGGAUUCACUCGACUGUGACAGUAAUUGGGAGGAUUAUGAGCUAUUAUUGGACACCCAAUUUCUGGAGUUUCAGAAUGUAAUUGUGAUUUUAGAGAAGAAUUUCUCUGUGGAGUUUCCCAGCUUUCUCCAAAAACUUGGGUGAUUGUCACUUUGUUCUAUUUUCCCACUGAUCAAUAAAGUUUCUAUUUAUCUUCUACCUA